Messenger RNA from Dothidotthia symphoricarpi CBS 119687, 1359 nucleotides. RefSeq lists its product as uncharacterized. Bases 1 to 1359 code for a protein of 452 amino acids. The transcript is spliced from 3 exons. NCBI's taxonomy places the organism in Eukaryota, Fungi, Ascomycota, Dothideomycetes, Pleosporales, Dothidotthiaceae. The record is from RefSeq and is a predicted model, not a curated record.
AUGCCAAACUCGCAGGCUGUAGCUCUAGAAAAGUGGGGCAAGAGUCAAGCAGUUGAAGUACAUAUUGUAAACGUCCGAAGAGGGGAUGUGGGUAACUCUCGGAACAAGCCGGCCGAACGGACUCAGAAGAAGAAGUCCCAGGUCGAAAAGCGCAGAAAGAAGGCUGAAGAAGCCAAUCAAUCUGAACCCGAAGAAGUUGAACCUGUUGCGGCGCGGAAGAAACGACGGUUGCGAACCGCGUCUCCAGCGCCUCCCAGCAAACCCCCCGCAAAGAUCAGCAAAGGCCCGGCCAAGCCCGGCCCCAAAAGCGCAAGAUCCGAAGAGAAAGCUAAGCGAAAGCUGAGUUCGGCAACUUCGAACAAGAACGACGACGAGAACGAGCGUGCCAGCAACCAAGUCAAAAAGGCCAAGAAAGAGCCGACGAUCACACGUCUUUCUGCGCAACAGAAGGAUAGGAUCACGAGAGACGGGCGGGCGUUGUGGAUAGGAUUCCCUCGGAGCAACGAGAGGAUAUCUUCAAGAGGUGCCGUACUGACUGAACUUGAUUCCUUCGUCAGGAAGGUGUUGCAAAACACCCCCGGCGUGGUAGAAGUGUCAAAGCAGGUGACAUUCACCCUAGCAGUGUUUGAAUCGGAGAGUGUGAGAAACUCUGCCAGAACCACACUGCAGGAAGCCACGUUCCGCUUCAACGGAACGCCCGUUGACCACCUCGUCUCUAACUUUGGGGAGCAGGAGGCGGACACUAACACUGUCUGGUUCAUUCCGGCCCCGCUGCACACUUUCAAAGACUUGGUUGAGACGCUUGUCGAAGCAUUUACUGACCGUAAGCUCACACUUCCGGCGUUCAAGGCCCGCAAAGAGCAGAACCAGGGGAUAAACGACAACUACUGGGUAGUCAAAUUUGACUCCCCGCCAGAGUGGCCUAAUAAGCCCGUUUUCCCUUCUGCGCUCGACGGCACGCCCCUCCUCGUCACGACCGACUGGCGCGGCAGUUGCCGUCUCUGCAAAGAGCAAGGCCACCAGGCCUGGGCAUGCACCGGUACGACGCUACUAACCCUAGCAGCACAAGAGUAUUCGCACGAAGGGAAGGUUUACGCAACCUCUCCCAGCGAAUCCGAGAGCGAGAGCGACAUUGAUCCCUCGUCUAUGGACUUAGAUUCCAAAGAAGUGCCAAACAAUUCUGCGCCCAGUGCAAGUAGCAUAUCGGAAGCUCCGAGAUCCCCCUCUACGAAGAAAACCCGCAGGGGUAAGAGGGGAGAAUCCGCAUCACCUCAAACCGCGAACGCUAAGAGGCUCCGAAGGGAAGCCAAAGCAGCGAGGAAGCGGUCAGCUUCUGAGGCAUUACUAACUCCGGGUUGA